AUGAGGUAUUCGCAGGAUUUUCACCCAGAUUAUAUUGUGGUCGUGGGGAGUUCGGGGAUUGGGACGGCGUAUCAUGCUGUUCUUCGUGAUGGGUCGGCGUUGACGGUGAAGAGGCUUUAUGUUUGUCUGUUGUUGGAGAAACAGUUUAGGGCUGAGAUGGGGAGGAUAGGGCAGAUUAGGCAUCCAAAUUUGGUUCCUUUGCUUGGCUAUUGUGUUGUUGAAGAAGAGAAGCUUUUGAUUUACAAGCAUAUGGCGAAUGGAGCUCUUUCGUUGAUGAUUAGGGAUGGGGGUCAGGCUCAAGUUGUGCUUCUUAAUGAAGAGUAUGAGUCCAGAGUCAUAGAUUUUAGUCUGGCCAGGCUAAUGAGGCCUUGGACCUCCGAUGAGGGUUUGAACACCACUCCAUUCUUGAAUGGGGAUUUUAGGGAGUUUGAAUAUAUUGCACCAGAAUAUGCAACCAAUCUGGUGCCAAGCACAAAAGGAGAUGUUUAUGGAUUUAUGGUUGUUUUACUUGAGCUUACAACCGGAUAG
Molecule: messenger RNA, 528 nt
Organism: Asparagus officinalis (garden asparagus)
Lineage: Eukaryota; Viridiplantae; Streptophyta; Magnoliopsida; Asparagales; Asparagaceae
Product: probable inactive receptor kinase At1g27190
Exons: 2
Coding region: 1-528 (175 amino acids)
Biological process (GO): protein phosphorylation
Molecular function (GO): protein kinase activity; ATP binding
Source: RefSeq, a predicted model, not a curated record